UUGCAGCGAAAGAGCUUGAACAGCUUCAAAAGCAGAUGGAAACUUUCAAAUCAAGCUUGCAAGACUUUGCACAAAAACACCAGAAAGAUAUACGGAAAGAUCCCACAUUUCGUUCUCACUUCCAACGCAUGUGUGCUAAUAUUGGUGUUGAUCCUCUAGCCUCGAAUAAGGGAUUCUGGGCGGACCUUUUGGGCGUAGGUGAUUUUUAUUACGAAUUGGGUGUACAAGUUAUUGAAGCAUGUAUUACCAGUAGAGACAAUGAUGGAGGGCUAACAGAAUUAGAAGAAGUAUUAAGGCGUGUUAAAUUGAUGAGAGGCAUUACUAGCCGCAGUAAUGCAAAGAGAGGAACCAGCAGCAGCAACCUUCUACUGCAUAGAAGUGGAAGUGGCUUUCUCUUGAAAAAAGAGAACGACCUGCCACAAAUUAUAGAAGAUGAUAUCAUACGAGCCAUAAAAAUACUGAAGCCAUUAAGUGGUGGCUAUGAAGUAUUGCAAAUUGGAAAUAGAAAGCUAGUUAGAUCGGUACCGAAAGAGUUAGAUAAAGAUCAAUCCAGCCUACUGUUAUUAGCACAGGUAAGUUUCUCAUUUGACGUCAGAUUCUGUUUAAAUGAUAAAGGAACGCCAUGAGGCUUAUAACAAGAACUUGGUGACGAAUUUGAUAGAAAACUGGCUAUGUAGAUCGUGAUAUGAUUAGAAAGGAACUGGGAUGGUCAGAUGUUCGAAUCAAAACAGCGACUGUAAGUUAGUAGUACUGUGAAAUGAGUUUUUACAUUAAAGAAGCACUUUAACUAAAUUAUAUCAAUCCUUAAAGCAACACUUACUGCAAGACGGCAU
Molecule: messenger RNA, 833 nt
Organism: Mycotypha africana
Lineage: Eukaryota; Fungi; Mucoromycota; Mucoromycetes; Mucorales; Mycotyphaceae
Product: EAP30/Vps36 family-domain-containing protein
Exons: 3
Coding region: 36-626 (196 amino acids)
Biological process (GO): protein transport to vacuole involved in ubiquitin-dependent protein catabolic process via the multivesicular body sorting pathway
Cellular component (GO): ESCRT II complex
Source: RefSeq, a predicted model, not a curated record